Molecule: messenger RNA, 2001 nt
Organism: Sugiyamaella lignohabitans
Lineage: Eukaryota; Fungi; Ascomycota; Dipodascomycetes; Dipodascales; Trichomonascaceae
Gene: TAF12
Product: Taf12p
Exons: 1
Coding region: 1-2001 (666 amino acids)
Biological process (GO): DNA-templated transcription initiation; RNA polymerase II preinitiation complex assembly
Cellular component (GO): transcription factor TFIID complex; SAGA complex; SLIK (SAGA-like) complex
Molecular function (GO): TBP-class protein binding; protein heterodimerization activity; DNA binding
Source: RefSeq, a predicted model, not a curated record
AUGAACAACGGGAAUAAUCGCGCUGGCGCGAGUGGAGGUGGCGGAAUGCCUAAUAUUCCAAACCAAUCCCCUGCAAAUCAGGCUCAGGCUGUGAGAGAACGGUUGGUCAAUUUACAACCUCAGCAGCUGAAUGCUCUUAUUCAGCAGUAUCAACAAGCAAUGCAAGGUGUGAUCCAAGCCGGACCGCAGUCGCAAGAGGGCCAAGAACACUUUUUACGCGCUCAGAGGAUCAAACAAGUGUUACAACAGUAUCAGGGUCAGAUGCAGGCUCAAGCUCAGCAGCGUGGUCAAAGACCUCCUGUAGCCAACCAAGCUCAAACAGCAGCUCACGCCCAAGCACAAGCUAUGAAUGCUCGUGCUCAACAACAAGCUAUGAAUGCUGCUGCUGCUAAUGGAGCCAUUCCUCAGAACCAACAGGCCAUGGCCCAGCUACAACAACAACAACUUCUCCUUCAACAACAACAACAACAACAACAACAACAGCAGCAGCAACAACAGCAACAACAGCAGCAGCAACAGCAGCAACAACAACAGCAGCAGCAGCAGCAGCAACAACAACAGGCAGCGGUAGCAGCAGCGGCAGCAGCGAAUCCAAAUGCUAACCAUGCUAGGUUGGCUUCACAACAACAGCAACAACAACAGCAACAACAACAGCAACAACAACAACAGCAACAGCAGCAACAACAACAGCAACAGCGUCAACGACAGUUUCAAAGUAUGACCCCUCAACAACAGUUUGCAUACCGAACUAGUCAAUUAGAGCAAUUUAGAAACACACAGAGAACUCUUCAAGAGCAGCUUGACCGGUUAGAACGGGCUUUACGAGAGCAGCCUAAUCUUGAUGAAGAAAUGAAGGCCAAAAUUCGUCAACAAGAACAGUCACUUCGUGACCGAAAAGACAGUUACAAGAGUCUGGAAUUGCAAGUAAUGCAACAGAUUCGGGUCGCUGCUGGACAACAACAGCUCCAACAGCAACAGCAACAACAACAACAGCAGCAACAACAACAAAAUCCAGGAGCUCAAGCCCAAGUUCAAGCUCAACAAUCACAAGCACAAACUCCAGCAGCUCAGGCACAGUUUCAGCAACAACAACAACAACAAGCAGCAGCUGCUGCUGUUAGACAGUCGCCAGCACUUCAAAACCAGCUUCCACAGGGUUCACCAAUUGGAGUUCCUAUUUCGUCGCCUAUGAAUGCAGCAUCCACUCCAAUUCAAAGACCCGGUAGUGUAGCUAGUAAUUCAUCUGCAGGAAGGCCCAUUUCUCCAGCUGUAGGUGCUGGUGCUGGAGGUCCUGGUACACCUGGAGCUCCAGGAACCCCAUCAGUUAACAUGGCAAGAAUGGCUAAUGGUUUAGCACCAUCGACUCGAGUAGCUAUGCAACUCAGUGCAAAUAAUAUUCCCGGAGGAACUCCUCCAACAGGGCCGUCUGCUCGACCUAAUCCACCUAACCAUCUAGCGGCCAGUCAAGCCAUGUCCUCACCCACUCGUGCCAGUGUUCCUUCUUUGCCAAUUCCUCAGAACCUGACUGUCAAACAACCAGUUCCUGUUACUAUGAAGCCAGGAAGACCUUCAUUAUCAGGAGGAAAUGCCAUUCCUGCUGCUGCAUUGACCACUCCAGCACUUACCAAACCACCUCAAUUUGAAGUAACUGGAGAUCGAGUGUUGUCGAAACGUAAACUUAGCGAGCUUGUUAGCAGUGUUGUUGGCGACGAUAAAGAAGCCAUGAUCGAUGGCGAUGUUGAAGAACUGCUGUUGGACCUUGCUGACGAGUUUGUGACGAGCGUGACGUCGUUCGCAUGCCGACUGGCCAAACACCGCAAGUCCGACACCCUGGAAGUCAAAGACUUGCAAUUGCACCUCGAACGCAACUGGAACAUCCGCAUCCCAGGCUACUCGGCCGACGAAAUCCGCUCUGUCCGCAAAAUUGCUCCCACCCAGAGCUACAUCCAAAAAAUCGCCGGUGUCAACAUGAGCCGUUCUGUCGGCGGCAAAGGAAUCUAA